CAAUAGUAAUCAGUCAAGAGAAUGCGUCAAAAAAUCGAGAAAUAAAAAUUUCAUUCUAGGGAUAUGGGCUAAUUACGGCAAGAGCGCGGAACGAACUCGUCUGCAUUUAAAAGUCAAUCACCUACAAGUGGAUAAUCAGCUCGUGGACUGCGUAUUCCCACGGGUGCUAGCUGUCGUGCCACCUCCGAAAAGUAUUGUCGCUGACAAUGCUCCCAAACCGUUUAUCGAAGUUGCCCUGCUGCAAAGGCAGUCGGAGUUCUCAACAAUACCAGAAAUCGAAUAUGCUCGUAUGCUUGUGCAGGAGUUCGCAGUUCAAGUUGAUCAAGGUCUCAUCAAUGCAUUACUUGCUUUGAUAGCAUCAGAAGUCAAUAGGAAACCUUAUGAUAAAGAGCUGUUCGAUAAGGAUAUGGACAUAGCUCUUGUACGUUUGGAAGAUACUGCUAAGCAGUAUCGUUCAAAUCAACCGAGAUCCUUUUACAAUGAUCUGCAUAUCUCACCGCUCAUGAUCCAUCUUUCCUUUUCACAAGGAGGAACCACAAGAGGAGGAUCUACUGCAGCUAUGCCCAUCCAAUCUGAAUUUUUCAAAGUCUUGUUCCAGAGCGUUGGAGUUUCAGUCACAGAGCUGCAGGAUGUUGUGUUCAAACUUGCCUACUUCGAAAGAAAAUGUGUGUUUUAUCGAGCAGACCAACUGAAUAGCGAAAUCAUAUCACAUUAUACAAUGCAGGCCUUGCGUCAAAUGUAUGUGCUCGUGUUGGGUUUGGAUAUCAUUGGAAAUCCAUUCGGUCUCGUUCGAGAUCUUUCUGCUGGUGUCGAAGAUCUUUUUUAUCAACCGUUCCAGGGGCUUGUACAAGGACCA
Strongylus vulgaris is the source of this 856-nucleotide messenger RNA. The record is from the annotation of a GenBank genome assembly. NCBI's taxonomy places the organism in Eukaryota, Metazoa, Nematoda, Chromadorea, Rhabditida, Strongylidae.